GAGUCAAUGUGUAGCAAACUGGAUGAAAGCUCAGUGAUAUUAUUUUUGUUACUUUAAAUGUCGGAUGUAUAUUCACGUGGUCGUGGUCGUGGUCGUGGUCGUGGUCGGUCGCGUUCGACAUCAGGGCCUCCUUCACGGCCACCACCCGGAAGAGGCUCGGGGAGAAAAUCUCAAGAUGACAGACGACUGGCAGCAAUCGACGUAAAAAGCAAGGAAACUGAGGUUGAUAAAGCACAAGAUGAAAUGAAACCUCCGCGAAGGCCCGGACCAGGCGCAAAAGGCAAAGAAAUCGCGCUAAGGACCAACCGGUUGUCUGUGAGUGUUGGUAUGGAUACCAUUCAUCACUAUGACGUCAAAUUCGACCCGGAGCCUCGAAAAGCAAAGCAGAACGUGCGAAUCGUGCAAGUGUUGACGGAGACGUUCGCACAAGAGUUGGGCGGAGCGAAACCGGCAUAUGACGGAAGGGCGAAUCUGUUUACUGCGAAACUGCUGCCGUUUCCGGACAGAGAGGGAAAGUUCAGUGUGACGUUGAAAUUGGAGCCUGAUGAUGUGGAAGAGAAGACUUUUAAGGUGGUUAUUCAUUGGGUUGCUGAUGUGAACGUUCAACAACUGAAAGACGUCGUCUCUGGAAAAAUACAGUUUUUUCCAUUUGACGUCCUUCAAACUCUUGACAUCAUCAUGAGAAUGACUCCAAGGCUCAGAUUUCACACUGUUGGAAGGUCCGUGUUUCGACCGCCUGACCCAAUGACAAGUGAACGCAUUGAACUAGGACAAGGAAGGGAAGUCUGGUUUGGAUAUCAUCAAAGUGUGAGACCGAGCAUGUGGAGUCUGGAUCUUACUGUUAAUGUCUCUGCUACUGCUUUUUAUGAAGACUGUUCUGUGUAUGAUUUUCUCUGCAAAACUCUUAACUUGAGUUGUGAGCAUGAGAUUACCAGACCACUAAACGAGAGAGACAGGAUCAAAUUCUUGAGAGAAAUUAGAGGACUGAAGGUUGCUGUAACACAUUUAGGGAGACAGAAGCGGAAAUACUCGGUUGUUGAUGUUACCCAAGUCGGAGCUGAUCAGCUGGUGUUCCCUUUUGUUAAAGAUGAUGGUACGACUGUCGACUGCACUGUACAAAAAUAUUUCUUGGACAAAUACAACACAAGACUUAAGUAUUCGUUUCUUUCGUGUCUACAAGUUGCACCGUUUGAAAAGAAGCGCUUUCUUCCAAUUGAGGUCUGUACAAUUGCUCCUGGACAACGUUGUGUAAAGAAACUAACCGAACAACAGAUGGCACAAAUGAUCAAACGAACAGCACGUAGUGCACCUGACAGAGAACAAGAAAUACGACAAAUAAUUUCUGAGGCAGCCUUCUGUAGUGAUCCUUACCUUCAAGAGUUUGGGAUUCGUGUUGAUUCUAGGAUGUGUGAACUGAAAGGGCGUGUGUUGUCACCACCACAGAUGAAUGUGGGAGACAAUGUAGAGUUUUAUCCUUCUCAAGGUGAAUGGAACAUGAGAGAAAGGACUUUCUUUGAAGGAAAGAGCGUUGACUGUUGGGCAUUGCUCUCAUUUACUUCAGAACGAGAGUUUGAUCAGAAAGCUUCAAGAUAUUUUUCAAGUCAACUGCAGCGAAUGAGUAGAACGCUAAACAUGCCAAUCACAAGAGGCCCUUCGUUUAUAAGAUCUGCUCCAACUGCUGAUCAGCUUGCCACUUGGUUUGAUCAAAUGGAUAAGAAAUUCGGAAGUGAUUUGAAGUUGAUAAUUGUAGUUACUUCACCUCGAGUGAGAGGAGGAUACGAUGAAGUCAAGAAAUUGGGUGAUAUUGUGUAUGGCAUUCCAACUCAGUGUAUCCAACUACGAAGGGCUGUGGAGUGUCGACCUCAGGUUCUUGCCAACAUUUGUUUGAAAAUAAAUGCCAAGCUUGGAGGAACAAAUUAUGUCAUUGCAGCAGAAGAGAGGAGUCGUGUUUUAAAAGAGCCUGUCAUGUUUUUGGGAGCCGACGUCACGCAUCCUGCACACGGAGAGAAAGAUGAUCGAUGGCCAUCGAUAGCAGCCGUUGUCGGUAGUAUGGAUCGUCACGCUUGUAAGUAUGCAGGCCAUGUGUGUAUCCAGAAACAGAGGCAGGAAAUCAUAUCUAAUCUAACGGAAAUGGUCAAAGGCCUACUGGAAGAGUUCUACAGACAAACAACAAAAGCACCCAAACGAAUUGUCUUCUACCGAGACGGUGUCAGUGAGGGACAAUUUCAACAGGUGCUCAUUGAAGAGCUGCGUGCAAUCCAGGCAGCUUGUAAGCUGCUUCAUUGCAACUAUAACCCAGGGAUUACUAUGAUUGUAGUCCAGAAGAGACACCACACUCGCUUUUUCCCUAUUAAUCGUAAAGACCAGACUGGAAAAUGUGGAAAUGUUCCACCCGGGACUGUAGUAGACACGGACAUAGUACAUCCCUCCGAAUUCGACUUCUUCCUUUGCAGUCAUCAUGGCAUACAGGGUACGAGUCGUCCUACUCACUAUCACGUGUUGUGGGAUGACAACGCGUUUACAGCAGACGAAUUACAGUCACUUACCUAUCACCUCUGCCACAUCUAUGUUCGCUGCACGAGAUCGGUUUCUCUGCCAGCUCCCGUCUACUAUGCUCAUUUGGCUGCUUAUCGAGCUCGAUGCUACCAAGAUCGUCCUACCUCAUCGGGUGGACGACGGAAUCCUCUGAAAAUGAUGUACUUUGCAUGAGGACAUGUGUACAACACGACAUGAUGUGUAUUGAUUAAUUGAGUGUAUUGAUUGGUUGAGUGUAUUGAUUGGUUGAGUGUAUUGUAUAUGUAUAUGUACAACAUGAUGUAUAUUGAUUAGUUGA
Corticium candelabrum is the source of this 2833-nucleotide messenger RNA. Its product is annotated as protein argonaute-2-like. The record is from RefSeq and is a predicted model, not a curated record. Gene Ontology annotation, molecular function: miRNA binding; protein binding; RNA endonuclease activity. The coding region runs from base 58 to 2709 and encodes 883 amino acids. Lineage: Eukaryota; Metazoa; Porifera; Homoscleromorpha; Homosclerophorida; Plakinidae. The transcript is spliced from 23 exons. Gene Ontology annotation, biological process: regulatory ncRNA-mediated post-transcriptional gene silencing.